CCCAUGGAAUAAUCCGCCUCCUUGCAAAACCGUACUGUUAUUGAUGUAACACACGCUUUGAUAAGGAAGUAGAUAGUUAACUCUAGUUUGUGGAGUUUGAUAAAUAGCUAGCUAGUCCUAUAACAUGGCAGUGAGCGCAGUUCACCUCGAAUCAGAUGCAUUUUUGGUUUGCAUGAAUCAUGCAUUAAGUACCGAGAAGGAGGAAGUAAUGGGACUCUGCAUCGGAGAGGUGGACACCAACCGCAUCGUCCACAUUCACUCUGUUAUUAUUCUGCGACGCUCAGACAAGAGGAAGGAUCGCGUGGAAAUCUCGCCUGAGCAGCUAUCUUCAGCUACUACCGAAGCUGAGAGGUUGGCUGAUAUGACUGGACGGCCGAUGCGUGUAGUUGGUUGGUACCACUCUCACCCCCACAUCACUGUGUGGCCAUCACAUGUGGGUAAGAACCAGAGCACCCCUCUACCACAUCAGUUCCACAACUUUAGUUUUCACUGUCAUUGCAAACUGUUUCAGUUGGUGUGUCUGCAUCAUUCAUUUUCUACAACAGAUGUAAGGACACAGGCCAUGUACCAAAUGAUGGACCAGGGCUUUGUUGGGCUGAUAUUCUCCUGUUUCAUUGAGGAUAAGAACACAAAAACUGGUCGAGUUCUCUACACCUGCUUCCAGUCUGUACAAGCCCAGAAAGGCUCUGAGUACGAGAGAAUCGAGAUCCCAAUUCAUGUGGUCCCGCAUGAGGCCAUUGGGAAAGUGUGCCUUGAAUCAGCAGUGGAGCUCCCAAGAAUCCUCUGCCAGGAAGAGCAGGAUACCUACAGAAAGAUUCACAGCUUAACUCACCUGGAUCCGAUCACAAAGAUACACAAUGGCUCAGUGUUCACUAAGAACCUGUGCAGUCAGAUGUCUGCUGUGAGUGGUCCCCUGCUGCAGUGGCUGGAGGACCGUUUGGAGCAGACCAGAAAGAGCAUCAUUGAGCUGCAGCUGGAGAAGGAGAGACUAACUCAGGAGCUGGCAACCAUGUGAGAGAGAAAGGACAUUGCACAGCUGUGAAUCCAUUUGCACCAUGAGGGACCACCAUCCUGUCUCUGCGGGACAUAGAAGGCUUCCGCUCCACAGCUGAUCCAUGGUGGAGGCACUAUCAUGGAGGCCAGCUGCAAUAGCUUGCUUACAAACUUGUUUACGUAUCAUAACAACAGAUUUCAUAGACACUGUAUGUUGUCAAAGGAGGUCUUACCCAUUUUUACAGUAUAUAUCAUGACCGUGGCUGUCUGAAAUGCAAAGUGUUAAAACGUUACAAUCCCAAGAUAAAGAACAUACGCUGCGAGGAGGCUACUUGUUUACAUUUCAUUACCAUAUCCAACAUCCCAUAUUCAGUGGGAUGGUUAUACUGCAUAGGGCCUCCCUUUCUCCCUUUAUAAAAUCACCAUGGUAGCUCUCUGACCCAACAGGGAGGAGAGUAAAACGAAAAAGAAGACACUGCUUUUAUGAGGGAAAUUUAGCCAUAAAUGAGAGCGGGUGUGAACACAGAGGUACCCUGACGGGGAGGAGAGUCAGAGAGUUCAUGGUAGCAGUUAUAGCCUCAAUCCAGCCAAUAAUGAUUCAACACUGAUUGGGGCCUAAGUCUCAGGCUGCAAAAUAAUUGGGGAAAUGUUGUAUAGCAAGAAAGCAAACAAACAACAAACUUUGAACCAUUUGUCAUCUUCUGUUUCGAUCUUCUUUCAAAAUAAAUACAGUGGGCCCUGAGGGACCAAUAAAAACUGCACAAAGAGAGACACUCUGUGAGAAACCCAAGCACAUUAAAGAGAUUUUCUGGAAGUUUCGUAUAAUUUCAGCCAGUAGUUUUGAAAGUACAGAUCAAGAGCCAAAACGGCUCCCCGAAAAUGUUGCACAAUUGUGUACAACCCCAUCACGUCAUUGUUCUCAAGCCUCUGUAGC
Molecule: messenger RNA, 1927 nt
Organism: Oncorhynchus tshawytscha (Chinook salmon)
Lineage: Eukaryota; Metazoa; Chordata; Actinopteri; Salmoniformes; Salmonidae
Product: lys-63-specific deubiquitinase BRCC36
Exons: 8
Coding region: 125-1015 (296 amino acids)
Biological process (GO): double-strand break repair
Cellular component (GO): BRCA1-A complex; BRISC complex
Molecular function (GO): cysteine-type deubiquitinase activity; metallopeptidase activity; polyubiquitin modification-dependent protein binding
Source: RefSeq, a predicted model, not a curated record